UCAACCUUAUGGUGUUUUUACGGACUUGUUAGGAACUCCAUAAACUCCUUUAGCCUGUUAUAUGGUACCAAUUCCUACCGCUGUUGCGGACGAUAACGAACAAGUUCUAGUGACAAGGAAAGAAUGGAGUUCAGCUCCUCCAAUCUCAGAAAAAGAAGGAAUCCCUCUAAAGUAUCCGAUACCUGCUGUAAUCUUCACUUACACAGAAACUGACGUGUGUAAUGAAAGGAAAGAUUGUAAGAUAGCGUUGAAUGAGUUGCAAAGGAAAUACAAGAAAGAUGGCCUCUAUGAUCUACCAUGGAAUUUCGUAGUUGGAGGGGACGGUACGGUAUAUGAGGCUCGAGGUUGGAAGAGACAGCCUGAACCUCAUCCUGAAUUUCCAGAGUGGGCCGGAAAAAGUUUGGAAAUUGCUCAUUUUGGAUCCACAGUUUCAGGUGUUCCACCUAACGAUGAACAAAUGGUCGCUUCUUGGUACAUUGUCAACGAUGGAACAAACAAAGAUUAUAUAAAACCUCUUCCGAUCAGAAGAACGCUCUUUUACACAUUUCCCAUGAAAAUAACAGUGCUCAAGAGACCGAUUGUGCGUCAUGAUGAAGGUCACCGUUUUGUUGUGUAG
Messenger RNA from Macrosteles quadrilineatus (aster leafhopper), 616 nucleotides. RefSeq names its product peptidoglycan-recognition protein LF-like. Bases 62 to 616 code for a protein of 184 amino acids. The transcript has 3 exons. Lineage: Eukaryota; Metazoa; Arthropoda; Insecta; Hemiptera; Cicadellidae. Gene Ontology annotation, molecular function: N-acetylmuramoyl-L-alanine amidase activity; zinc ion binding. Gene Ontology annotation, biological process: peptidoglycan catabolic process. The record is from RefSeq and is a predicted model, not a curated record.